Messenger RNA from Cuscuta campestris, 2014 nucleotides. The record is from the annotation of a GenBank genome assembly. Lineage: Eukaryota; Viridiplantae; Streptophyta; Magnoliopsida; Solanales; Convolvulaceae.
GGCCACCAUUCUUCGAAGGCACCAACUACACAUAUUAGAAAGACCAGAUGAGAAUUUAUAUCCGCUCAACCAACUUCCAAUUGUGGUUAGUCAUCAAGAACGACGAAGAAACGCCAAUGAAAAAGGUUGGGGAGAAACUCGUCCCAAAGACCGAGGACGAAUUUGAUGUCGAAGACAUAAAAAAGGUAGAAAACUAUGCAAAGGCGAUCAACAUGCUUUACUAUGCGGUCAACCCCGACGACUAUCACAAGAUCUCGUGCUGCACAACCGCCAAAGAGAUGUGGGACAAGCUCGAGGUUACAUAUGAAGGUACGGACCAUGUUCGGAAAGCCAAGAUUGACUUCCUCAUCCAGGAGUACGAAAUGUUCAAAAUGAAGGAAGGCAAGAAGAUCGAUGACAUGUUCGAUCAGUUCUCAAAGAUCAUCAAUGACGUUCAUGCACUCAAGAAAACUUAUGCCAACAAGGAUCUAAAAGGAAUAGCGCUCAAAGCAACCAAGGAAACGGAGGAAGAAGUCUCAAGCGAUGAUGACAACGAGUUUGGACUCGUCAUCAAGAAAUUCCACAAGUUCAUGACGAAGGAAUUUGAGCGCAAAGGAAGAAAGCACGACGGUCCCCCGAAGUGCUAUGGCUGUGGCGAGAUAGGCCACAUCAAGCAGAGGUGUCCAAGAGGCAAAAACGGUAAGGACAAACCCGGCUUCAAAAAGCAAAGAGCGUAUAUCUCGUGGGGUGGCGACUCCGGCGACGAGUCAACUGACCGAGAAGAGGAUGAAGCUGUCAACCUCUGUCUUAUGGCACACGAAGUCCAAAUCGACGAUGUACAAGAGACGAAGGAUUCCAAGAAGAAAGGCACCACCAAAGCCACAACUUCAGCGCCUCAGCCGUUCCCUUACCUUGACGGUUCUUUCUUGGAGUUCGGGUCGGAGGAGGAACUCACCCGAUUCCUCACGCACUUCGCCAAGCGCCCCAUGUCUCCGCCUCGAGUGCUCCUGGAGUUGUUUCCCCUACAAAAGGGGUACCACGAGCUCGAAAACCAACUCCAAGCGUCGGGUUUGUGGCCCUUCGUCUCCAAGAGCCGCACGUCCUACAAUCCCGCCUUUGUCCGGGCCUUCUACUCCAAUCUCCACCGCGACAGAGACACUAUCUACAGCAGCAUCAAUCUCUACGACAUAGAGAUUGAUUUUCCCACUUUUGCACAGAUCGCAGGGCUUCCCAUCCGAGGCGACGACAUCGCAACGUAUGGUGGCGACGAUUGGAUCCUCAACAACGAGGCGGUCGUCAUUCGAGAGCUUGGAAUCACCAACCUCAUCCACCACGGCGGCGCGCCGACGAUCCACUCGGCCCCACUAGAGAAGCGCCUUCUUCUCUACAUCCUCACCCGGAUUCUUCGCCCCCGGGACAGCAGCCACACCUCGCUCUUCAACGAGUACUUGAAGGCGAUUCACGCAAAUAUCCACGGCGCCUACAUCAACUGGGCAAAAUUCGUCAUGAUACUCCUGGCGGAUUGCGCCUCCCUCGCCACCGAGCGGAGAUUGUCAUACGCCUUCCUUGUCAUGGAUCUCAUCGUGUCCGCCGAUAUCCACAUUGUUGGGCCAAGCACGAAGAUGACGAAGCUUUGGAUCAUCGCCGACAACACCUUAAAGAAGAAUCCAGAAACCGAGAUGACGCAGGACCGAGUCAUGGACUGGACGCUGCAAUGCCAACAUCAUGACAUGACGGCGUUCUUCCGUGGCAUCAACAACGUCACGCCGCCUUUUGACAGUACAAUCCUUGGCCAAAACUUCAAAGGCGGGGAUAAGGACGACGACUCCUACGCUCCGUCCUCCUCUCCCAACGAGGCAGACUUUGUAGACGCGGUCGACGGCGAACCCAUAGACGUCGAGGACGACGAUGAUGACGAGGACGCCGACUCCUAGACUCUUCUUAUUUUUUUCCUUUUAAUAUGAUUGUAUUUUUUUAAUUUCUAUUCCGUUGUAUUCCGCAUUUCCCUUUUAAUGAAUAAAAGUUUACUAUUAAU